Molecule: messenger RNA, 2177 nt
Organism: Harpia harpyja (harpy eagle)
Lineage: Eukaryota; Metazoa; Chordata; Aves; Accipitriformes; Accipitridae
Gene: OCLN
Product: occludin
Exons: 9
Coding region: 176-1702 (508 amino acids)
Biological process (GO): snRNA transcription by RNA polymerase II; bicellular tight junction assembly; positive regulation of transcription elongation by RNA polymerase II
Cellular component (GO): bicellular tight junction; transcription elongation factor complex; membrane
Molecular function (GO): cis-regulatory region sequence-specific DNA binding
Source: RefSeq, a predicted model, not a curated record
CCUCCCCGGAGGCGGAAACCGGGGCCGGUCUCCAGCAGCGCCCGGCCGCCGCCGUGCCGCCGAUCCCGGCUGCCAUUUUAAGGUGAACAAAGAGGCGGAGGUGCGGGCAGCCAGAUCUGCUUACGGAGGAACCCUCGGGGUUAGCACCAGCCUUGGGUUCUCCACCGCCGCCACCAUGUUCAGCAAGAAGUCCUACGACGGCCCCCCCGCGGGCUACGGCCCCCCCACGGGCUACGGUCCGCCCACGGGCGAUUAUGGCUACGACUACGGUGCCCGCUCGCCCCCACCGGGCUCCUACUACAUCGAGGACGUGCCGCAGCACUUCUACAAGUGGACCUCGCCGCCCGGCGUGGUGAGGAUCCUGGAGGCCAUAGUCAUCCUCCUCUGCAUCGCCAUCUUCGCCUGCGUGGCCUCCACCCUGGCCUGGGAGUACGGCUACGGCUUUGGGGGGGUUUAUGGCAACGGGCUGGGGGGCUACUACGGCUCCGGCUACUACGGCAGCGGGCUGAACUACGGCUACGGUUAUGGGGGCUACUAUGGUGGGGUCACCAACCCACGGGCGGCCAACGGCUUCAUGAUCGCCGUAGCCGUGCUCUGCUUCCUGGCCCAGCUGGGGCUCUUCGUUGCCAGCGUCAGCAAAUCGAGCGGCUCUCGCUCCCGUCGCUUCUACCUGGUGGUCAUCGUGGUCUGCGCCGUGCUGGCCUUCAUCAUGCUCAUCGCCUCCAUCGUCUACAUCGUGGGCGUCAACCCCCAGGCGCAGAUGACCGGCAGCUACUACUACAACCCCUUGCUGACCAUGUGCAGCCAGAUAUACAGCAGCAACAACUACCUGAACCAGUACCUCUACCACUACUGCACCGUGGACCCCCAGGAGGCCGUGGCCAUCGUCUGCGGGUUCCUCAUCGUCAUUCUGCUCUGCCUCAUCUGCUUCUUCGCUCACAAGACGCGGAGCAAAAUCUGGAAGUAUGGGAAACCAAACAUCUACUGGGACAAGGUGCCGGUGGUCCAGGAGGGGCCCAACGUGGAGGAGUGGGUGAAGAACGUGGCGGAUGGGGCCAGCAUGCAGGACGAGACGGCCACGCUCGCCUACUCGGAGAAGCCGACGAGCCCCAUCGCUGCGCCGCCCUACAGCCCACCCUCCUACAGCUACCCCCCCCAGAACGGGUACUACCCCUCGGGGACCUACAGCAGCCGGGGUGACCAGCCGGAUCGGGUGGUCAGCCCCAGCCCGGCGGAGGAGAAGGCGCGGGAGCAGCCCACCAAGCCCCCCGCUCGCCGCGGCCGCCGGCGCCGGCGCAACCCCGAGCUGGACGAGUCGCAGUACGAGACCGACUACACCACGGCCGUGGAGUCCGGCGAUGAGCGGGACCAGGACCAGUGGGCCAGCCUCUACCCCCCCAUCACCUCGGACGGCACCCGCCAGAAGUACAAGCAGGAGUUCGACACGGACCUGAAGCGCUACAAGCAGCUCUGCGCCGAGAUGGACGGCGUCAACGACCGCCUCAACCAGCUCAGCAAACAGCUCGACAGCAUCUCCGAGGACAGUCCCAAGUACCAGGACGUCGCAGAAGAGUACAACAGGCUGAAGGAUCUAAAGCGGAGCCCCAACUACCAGACGAAGAAGCUGGAGACCAAAACCCUGCGCAACAAACUCUUCCACAUCAAGCGGAUGGUGAGCGACUACGACAAGGUGCGGGGGUAGCCGGUGCCCACCCCCCCCUCCAUGGCAAGAUGGGCACGAGGGGCUCCCCGCUCCUCAUCCACCCCUGCAAAGACUUUGGUGCGUUUUGUACCUUUGUUUGUAUAAAAAAAACCCCAAACCCAAGAUUCAAAGCCACCCCGUGAUGUCGGUGCCAAGGGUGUGGGGCCGGAGGGGGCUGCUGGAGCGAGGCCCCCCCUGUGCUUUCCUAUCCCGCAUCCCCUCCCGCUGCUGUAAAUAUAUUUGGGGAGAGUCCACAGCCCCCGGCUGACCCUGCCGGCCCUGAGUUUGGGGUACCAAACCGUGGCUGCAGCCCCGUGCUGGCAGGGAUGUGCUGCCCGGGCUGGACGGGGCAGAGCAUCCCUUGGCCGGACAGAGCCCUACAUCCCCCCAGGGCUGCCCCUGGGGGAGCAGCCCUGGGCAGGGGCGAUAUUUUUUAAGGAACUGGCUGAAACUGUGUAAUUUUUUUUUUUUUUUU